Messenger RNA from Rhinopithecus roxellana (golden snub-nosed monkey), 3591 nucleotides. Its product is annotated as zinc finger protein 91. Gene Ontology annotation, biological process: regulation of transcription by RNA polymerase II. Gene Ontology annotation, molecular function: RNA polymerase II cis-regulatory region sequence-specific DNA binding; DNA-binding transcription factor activity, RNA polymerase II-specific. The transcript is spliced from 7 exons. The annotation marks the transcript as partial. Lineage: Eukaryota; Metazoa; Chordata; Mammalia; Primates; Cercopithecidae. The record is from RefSeq and is a predicted model, not a curated record.
AUGACUUUUCCAUCUGAAAAGUUUGCACAACUCUUUCUGUAUGAUGUAAAUACAGCACGCAAAAAUGAAGCGUUGACAUUUAGAGAUGUGGCCAUAGAAUUUUCUCUAGAGGAGUGGCAAUGUCUGGACAUUGAACAGCGGAAUUUAUAUAGACAUGUGAUGUUAGAUAACUACAGAAACCUGGUCUUCCUGGAUAUUGCUGUCUCAAAGCCAGACCUGAUCACCUGUCUGGAGCAAGAAAAAGAGCCUUGGAAUGUGAGGAUGCAUGAUAUGGUAGCCAAACCCCCAGUUAUAUGUUCUCAUAUUGCCCAAGAACUUUGGCCAGAGCAAGGCAUAAAAGAUUAUUUCCAAGAAGUCAUACUGAGAAAAUAUAAAAAAUGUGGACAUGAGAAUUUACUGUUAAGAAAAGGCUGUAAAAGUGUAGAUGAGUUUAAGAUGUGCAAAAAAGGUUAUAAUAGACAUAACCAGUGUUUGGCAACUACCCAUAGCAAAAUAUUUCAAUAUGUGAAAGUCUUUCAUAAAAUUUCAAAUACAAACAGACAGAAGAUAAGCCAUACUUCAAAGAAACCUUUCAAAUGUAUAGAAUGUAGAAAAUUAUUUUGCAUUCUUUCACACUUAGCUCAAAGUAAAGAAAUUCAUACUGGAGGGAAACCCUACAAAUGUGAAGAAUGUGACAAAGCCUUUAGUGAGUCCUCAAACUGUACUACACAUAAGAUAAUUACUGAGAAAAAACCCUACAAAUGUAAAGAAUGUGGCAAAGCCUUUAACUGGUUUUCACAUUUUACUACACAUAAGAGAAUUCAUACUAGAGAAAAACCCUACCAGUGUGAGAAAUGUGGCAAAUCUUUUAACCAAUCUGCAAACCUUACUACACAUAAAAGAAUUCAUACUGGAGAGAAACCCUAUAAAUGUGAAGAAUGUGGCAGAUCCUUUAACCAGUCCUCAAACCUUACUGAACAUAAGAAUAUUCAUACUAAGGAGCAACCAUACAAAUGCGAAAAAUGUGGCAAAGCUUUUAAGUGGUCCUCAACCCUUACUAAACACAAAAUAAUUCAUACUGGAGAGAAACCCUACAAAUGUGAAGACUGUGGCAAAGCUUUUAACCGAUCCUCAAACCUUCAUAUACAUAAGAUAACUCACACUAGAGAGAAACCCUACAAAUACAAAGAAUGUGGUAAAGCUUUUAACCAGUUCCCAACUCUUACUACACAUAAGAUAAUUCGUACUGUAGAGAAAUUUUACAAAUGUGAAGAAUGUGGCAAAGCCUUUAGCCGGGUAUCACACCUUAAUACACAUAAGAGAAUUCAUACUGGAGAGAAACCCUACAAAUGUGAAGAAUGUGGCAAAGCUUUCAACCAGUCCUCAAACCUUACUACACAUAAAAGAAUUCAUACUGGAGAGAAACCCUACAAAUGUGAAGAAUGUGUCAAAGCUUUCAACCAGUCCUCAAACCUUACUACACAUAAAAGAAUUCAUACUGGAGAGAAACCCUACAAAUGUGAAGAAUGUGGCAAAGCCUUUAACCAGUCUUCACACCUUACUACACAUAAGGUAAUUCGUACUGGAGAGAAUCCCUACAAGUGUUAAGAAUGUGGCAAAGCCUUUAACAAAUCCUAUAUUCUUAACAGACAUAAGAUGGUUCAUACUAAAGAGAAACCUUUCAAAUGUAAAGAAUGUGGCAAAUCAUGUUGCAUGCUUUCGCAACUAACUCAGCAUGAAAGAAAUCAUACUAGAGUGAUUCGUUACAAAUGUAAAGAAUGUGGCAAAGCCUUUAGUAUGCCCUCAAGUCUUAAUAAUCAUAAGAGAAUUCAUACUGGAGAGAAACCCUACAAAUGCGAAGAAUGUGGCAAAGCUUAUAACUGGCCUUCAAUCAUUAGUAAACAUAAGAUAAUUCAUACUGGAAAGAAACCCUACAAAUGUGAAGAAUGUAGCAAAGCCUUUAAUGAGUCCUCAAGCCUUAAUAUUCAUAAGAGAGUUCAUACUGGAGAGAAACCCUACAAAUGUGAAGAAUGUGGCAAAGCCUUUAUUGAGUCCUCAAGCCUUAAUAAUCAUAAGAGAAUUCAUACUGGAGAGAAACCCUACAAAUGUGAAGAAUGUGGCAAAGCCUUUCGUGUGUCCUCAAUCCUUAAUAAUCAUAUGAGAAUUCAUACUGGAGAGAAACCCUAUAAAUGUGAAGAAUGUGGCAAAGCCUUUAGUGAGUCCUCAAGCCUUAAUAAUCAUAAGAGAAUUCAUACUGGAGAGAAACCCUACAAAUGUGAAGAAUGUGGCAAAGCCUUUCGUGUGUCCUCAAGCCUUAAUAGUCAUAUGAGAAUUCAUACUGGAGAGAAACCCUACAAAUGUGAAGAAUGUGACAAAGCCUUUAGUAUGUCCUCAAGCCUUAGUAAACAUAAGAGAAUUCAUACUGGAGAGAAACCCUACAAAUGUAAAGAAUGUGGCAAAGCCUUUAGUAUGUCCUCAAGCUUCAGUAAACAUAAGAGAAUUCAUACUGGAGAGAAACCCUACAAAUGUAAAGAAUGUGGCAAAGCCUUUGAUGUGUCCUCAAGCCUUAGUUAUCAUGAGAGAAUUCAUACUGGAGAGAAACCCUACAAAUGUGAAGAAUGUGACAAAGCCUUUAGUAUGUCCUCAAGCCUUAGUAAACAUAAGAGAAUUCAUACUGGAGAGAAACCCUACAAAUGUAAAGAAUGUGACAAAGCCUUUAAUGUGUCCUCAAGCCUUAAUAAUCAUAAGAGAAUUCAUACUGGAGAGAAACCCUACAAAUGUGAAGAAUGUGGCAAAGCUUUUAAAAUACGUGCACACCUUACUACACAUAAGAGAAUUCAUACUGGAGAGAAACCCUACAAAUGUGAAGAAUGUGGCAAAGCGUUUAACCGAUCCUCAUCCCUUACUUUGCAUAACAUAAAUCAUACUGGAGAAAAACCUUAUAAAUGUAAACAAUGUGGCAAAGGUUUUAGCCGAUCCUCAUCCCUUACUGAACAUAAGAUAAUUCAUACUACAGAGAAACCUUACAAAUGUGAAGAAUGUGGCAAAGCCUUUAACCGAUCCUCAUCCCUUACUGUACAUAACAGAAUUCAUACUGGAGAAAAACCUUACAAAUGUAAACAAUGUGGCAAAGGUUUUAGCCGAUCCUCAUCCCUUACUAAACAUAAGACAAUUCAUACUACAGAGAAACCCUACAAAUGUGAAGAAUGUGGUAAAGCUUUUAAAAUACGUGUAUACCUUACUACACAUAACAGAAUUCAUACUGGAGAGAAACCCUACAAAUGUGAAGAAUGUGGCAAAGCCUUUAACCGACCCUCAUCCCUUACUGUACAUAACAGAAUUCAUACUGGAGAAAAACCUUACAAAUGUAAACAAUGUGGCAAAGGUUUUAGUGAAUCCUCAUCCCUUACUAAACAUAAGAUAAUUCAUACUACAGAGAAACGCUACAAAUAUGAAGAAUGUGGCAAAGCCUUUAACAAGUCCUCAAUUCUUAACAUACAUAAGAUGAUUCAUACUAUCAAGCCUGUAAUCCCAGCACUUUGGGAGGCCGAGAUGGGCGGAUCACGAGGUCAGGAGAUCGAGACCAUCCUGGCUAACAUGGUGAAACCCCAU